This is a messenger RNA of Prorocentrum cordatum, 889 nucleotides long. Lineage: Eukaryota; Dinophyceae; Prorocentrales; Prorocentraceae. The record is from the annotation of a GenBank genome assembly.
CUCUUCGACUGAAUACUGCGCUGCGCUCGGGCGAAAGCUUGCUUGCGCGCGACAGCGCUCAGCAAGUCUAAACGAAACUUCGCCAAGAUGGACUGGCAGGGCUAGGGAAGGUGGCUUGACCUAGCGGCCAGGAGGGUCUCAGGAUGCGGCAAAGAUCGUUUGACAAUGGCUCGCGGUACCCAGCCUAGACUUCCACGAGCCACCGACGGGGCAGUCUCCGGCAAGGCUUGGGCCGAGGCGGCGCACGGCGGCCACGAGAGCCGGAGGCGCAGGCAAAACCCAGGAAGCGUCCAGGCGGCAGGCUCCAGCGGCCGGCAUCCCUGGGAGAGCCCCCGACCCCCCACCGACGGAAGGCCUCCAGAGGAGGCUGGGGAGGAGAAGCGGGGGGGGAUCUCCACAGGAAGAGAGUGGGAGGCUGGGGGAAGAGGGGCAUCCGGAGAAAGGAAGAAAGACGACGAGGAAUAUGAAACCCGCUUGUCUGCUCGAAGUGUCCAGAGGUCGCCGAUCGCCGGGCGGCGCCGCGCGGCACGCGGCGCCCCGGCGGAGAAGCUGUACCGCGCAGCGACCUUCGCGGCCCCUGGCGUGCCUGUGGCGCCAGGGGCACUGUAGCAGGGGCAUCGCCACCUCGCGAGGAGUUCCCGACCGCAUUCGACAUCCACAAACAAUGAUCUGGUAACAAAGUACCAAAAAAACAAACAGGCUCGAGAUCAGCGUUGACCCUCGAUCUCUUGGGAUGCAGUCCCUUGCGAAUCCACCACCGAGCGCCUCCUCUUUCAGGGGAACGGUAGAAUGGGCCUUGCAAGUGUGCAGAUCUGACCUCCCGAGGUGCAUGCUGAAGAAAACAAAGCGCAACGAAAUCGACACCUCGUGACCAGGAGGAGGAUGAAGA